Messenger RNA from Cynara cardunculus var. scolymus (artichoke), 1410 nucleotides. Its product is annotated as UDP-glycosyltransferase 90A1-like. Gene Ontology annotation, molecular function: UDP-glycosyltransferase activity. The transcript has a single exon. Lineage: Eukaryota; Viridiplantae; Streptophyta; Magnoliopsida; Asterales; Asteraceae. The record is from RefSeq and is a predicted model, not a curated record. The coding region runs from base 1 to 1410 and encodes 469 amino acids.
AUGACGAAUUCUCUUCUACCUCCACACUUUGUCCUCUUCCCAUUCAUGUCUCAAGGCCACACCAUCCCCCUUCUCUACUUCUCCCGCAUCCUCUUCGACCGUGGUAUCUCCGUCACCAUCAUCACCACCCCCGUCAACUACUCCGCCGUUAAAUCCACCGUCAAGAAUGAUUCCAUCUCUGUUAUCGAUAUCCCGUUCCCAGAGGAUAUCGUCGGUGUCCCUCCCAGGAUAGAAGUUGGAGACAAGCCAUCGGCCAUGACUGACUUCAUUAAUUUCGUCGAAACCACUGACAAACUACAGCCUGGGUUUGAAGAAAUUGUUCGCAGUCUACCUCCGGUCAGCUGCAUAAUCUCCGAUGGGUUUUUAACUUGGACUCAAGACUCCGCAGAUAAACUCGGGAUUCCGCGUUUGGUGUUCUACGGGUGCAACAUAUUUUCCAUGACCAUGUGCAACAUCAUGAUGCAGUUCAAGCCACAUGGAGCGGUUAGUUCCGAUGAUGAGCCGUUUCCGGUCCCGGACUUCCCUCGUCUUAAAUUGACGGUGAAUGACUUUGAACCCCCGUUUAGAGAGGUCGACCCCAAAGAUCCAAUGAUGGAUUUUGUGCUCAAGCAGCAGGCGGCUAAUGUUAAGAGUCAUGGCAUGGUGGUAAACAACUUCUACGAMCUGGAACCAGAGUUUAUCGAUUACUGGAACAAAAACUUCGGAACCAAAGCAUGGUGUGUCGGACCUUUCUGUAUAGCCAAACCAGCGGCACCCAAACAGAUGGUGGAAUGGCCGACAUGGAUCCAGUGGCUCGACGAAAAUCUUCUGGAGAACAAGCGGGUGAUAUUUGUGUCGUUUGGCACACAGGCGGAGGUGUCUCCGGAGCAGUUACGUGAGGUGGCGGUUGGUUUGGAGAAGUCGAACGUAAACUUCAUGUGGGUACUGAAACCRAUACAGCUUGAGUUGGUAGGAGGUGAAGGGUUUGAAGAGAGGGUGAAGGGGAGAGGGAAGGUGGUGACUGAAUGGGUGGACCAGGUGGAGAUUCUGAAUCAUGAAAGUGUAGGUGGGUUUUUGAGUCAUUGCGGUUGGAACUCGGUGCUGGAGAGCAUUUGUGCAGGUGUGGCGGUGUUGGCAAUGCCGUUGAUGGCAGACCAACACCUGAAUGCUCGCAUGGUGGUGGAGGAGAUUGGGAUGGGAUUGCGAUUGUGGCAGAGGGAGAAGGUGGCGCGUGGGUUAGUUGGGGCGGAGGAGGUGGAGAAGAUGGUGGUGGAGUUGAUGGAAGGUGAAGAGGGGAGAAGGGUGAAGGAGAGGGUGAUGGAGGUGAAAGAGGGUGCAUAUGAUGCAAUGAAGGAAGGUGGUUCAUCAUGGCUGACAUUGGAGUCAUUGAUCGAUCAUGUCCGUGGAGAUGUGGUUCCAAGAGUCUAUUAA